This is a messenger RNA of Phaedon cochleariae (mustard beetle), 1362 nucleotides long. The record is from the annotation of a GenBank genome assembly. Lineage: Eukaryota; Metazoa; Arthropoda; Insecta; Coleoptera; Chrysomelidae.
AGGAGAAGUUUGCACAAUACCGUCAGUUUGUGUCACGGCGUUCAUCAAGAUUCAAGUGCAUCGAAAUGACUUUCAAGGCCGCACUAGUGACGUUAGCUUGUUUGGGUUGUCUGGCGGCGCAAAAAAUUCAAGAAAAGAGACAAGUCAUCAGCAGCAUAUCCGAAAAUCAGGAUAACUUGCCCGCAGAGACCGGAUUCACGAAUCCAGCACCAGUUCAAGCAGCAGCAGCACAUCAAGGGAGCAAAUAUUUUCAAUACAUACACGUACCUGCGAAAGAUCACGUAGACCAUGGACACAAAAUGGGAAAUGAACACCAUUUCAUAGAGCGCCAUGAGAAAGAACACCCACAUGCUGGAGAAUUCAAAACAAAAGUCAGAUGGGGCGACAAACACGGAGGCUACGGCGAGCACUACUGGGACUACAAUCACGCUGGCCAUGACAAUGAUGGCGACGGCGAGGGAAGCCACCAGAACGCCGAAUACGCCGAAUACGAAGAAGAAUCCAAGAUAGUGCCGAUCGAAAUCGAACGCAACCAGCGGGGCAAGAGACAGCAAGAGUUGUUGAAAGACGUCGAGUUCAUCGACGACAAAGCCAGAUCGCUGAUUCUGGAAAGCGACGGCGUUCAGAAACAUGGGGGGAACUACAGAAGAGGGAAGGAUUAUAGGAGGAAGCGGGAACAGAAGCAGAGGAGCUUCGGGGAGGGCUUAGUGUUCGAUGCGGAUUUGGGGGUGAUAAUUGAUGAGAAAACAGGUGUUAGGUAUAACUUGAGUCCCAUUCCUAAAUUCGGAAACUGAAUACAAUACAUUGUAGAAUUCAACACUGGAAACUACCCAUACCAUUUGUUUGUUUUUAGCCAAAUACAACCAAGUAUAUAUAGUGUACGAUAGUUACUAUUUUUAUUUAUACAUAUAUUUUUUUAUACUUCUGUUACGUAACAUAUUUUUAGUAAGUAUACCUAUGUACAUUGUUAACUAGUUUUUAAUAUACACUUUUUUUAAUUGAUUUACUCAUCUAUAGUUUCUUCUUCAAGCAUAUCAAGUACCGUAAAAUGAGGCGACUUGUAAUUAGGGAAAGAUUUGAAAUAUCCGUUUGCGCUCGAACUCAACCACGUGCUACCUUACCAUCUUUCUAUCAACAGUAAAAGCUGUGUUGUCCAUUUCAAUACCAAAAUUAGCUCUUGAAUUGACGUUUAUAUUACUGAUACAAACAGGUAUGUUGCAACACAUUUAGUUAUAGGAACUAAAAAUGAUGUACUAGAGGUCAUCAAGAAUGGACAACUUUGCUUUGGUUAUUUGGGUUGGGACGCAUACUUGAUUUAUUUCCGAUUUCGCCAGAUUUGGCAUUGCAUAUGCAUACCCAUGC